Molecule: messenger RNA, 6495 nt
Organism: Callithrix jacchus (white-tufted-ear marmoset)
Lineage: Eukaryota; Metazoa; Chordata; Mammalia; Primates; Cebidae
Source: RefSeq, a predicted model, not a curated record
ACAACUUUACUGAAUUAGUUUAUCAGUUCUAGUAGUUUUUUGGUGGUCUUCAGGUUUUUCUAAUUAAAAGAUCCUAUCAUUGGCAAACAAGGAUAAUUUGACUUCUUUCUCUCCAAUUUGGAUGUCCUUUCUUUCUUUCUCUUGCCUGAUUGCUCUAGCUAGGACUUCCAGUACUAUGACGAAUAAGAGUGGUGAAAGUGAGCCUCUUUUUGUUGUAUUUCAGAUCUUAGAGGAAAGGCUUUCAGGUUUUUUUCCCAUUCAGCAUGGUACUAGCUGUGAGUCUACCAUAUACGACUUUUAUUAUGUUGAGGUUUGUUCUUUCUUGGAGUUUUUAUCCGGAACAGAUGUUGAGUUUUAUCAAAUGCUUGUUUUAGCAUCAAUUGAAAUGAUCAUUUUUUUCUUUUUGUCUUUCGUUCUGUUGAUAUGGUAUAUCACGUUGAUUGAUUUGCAUAUGUUGAACUAUUUGCAGCCCUGGGAUAAAUUCCAGCUGGUCAUGAUGAAUGGCCUUUUUACAUGAUGUUGAAUUUUGUUUGCUAGUAUUUUGUUGAGGAUUUUUACAUAAAUAUUCAUCAGUGAUAUUGGCCUAUAGUUUUAUUUAUUUUUUUUUAAUAUGUGCCUGGUUAAUAGUCAAGAGUAAUAAUGGCCUCAUAGAAUGAGUUUGGAAGUAUUCCCGCCUUCUUUAUUUUUUAGAAGUGUUUGAGUAGAAUUGGUAUUAGCUUUUCCUUAAAUGUUUGCUAAAAGUCUGCAGUGACUUUUAGUCAUCAGGUCCCAGGCUUUUCUUUGCUGGGAGACUUUUUGGCUUUGAUCUUGCUAUUUUUUAUUGCUUUGUUCAGAUUUUGGAUUUCUUCAUGGUUCAAUCCUACUAGGUUUUAUGUGUCUAGGAAUUUGUCCAUUUCUUCUAGGUUUUCCCAUUUAUUGGCAUAUACUUGCUCCUAGUAGUCUCUAAUGAUCCUUUUAAUUUCUACAGUAUUUGUUGUAAUGUUUCUUUUUUUCAUCUCUGAUUUUAUUUAUUUGGGUCUUUUUCUUUUUUUCUUAGUCUUACUAAAAGGUCACCAGUUUUGUUUAUCUUUUCAGAAAAACCAACCUUUUAUUUUGUUGAUCUUUUGUAUUUUAUUUUAAUUUCAUUUAUUUCUGCCCUGAUCUUUAUUACUUAUUUUCUUCUACUAAUUUUUGGUUUAGUUUGCUCUUGCUUUUCUAGUUCUUUAAGAUGCAUCACAAGAUUGUUUUUUCUGAUGUCACUUUGUAGUGCCCUUUUACUUUUAUUCUGGGCUAUGGAGAUUAGAAUGAGGUGCAGGUUCUGAGCCUAAGCCUCAGAGAGCUAGCAUGUUUUUUCUUGAUCCUCUGCCACUGCUGUGAGAAAAUGCUUAGUGGAAUCUGUUAGAGAGGAAGAACAAAUCCAGGUUGCCAUACCUGAAGCCAGCUAACCCUCAGACAUGUGAGGGUUAAAUGGGAAAAAACUUGAAGAAGGCAAUGAAGAUGUUGGAGGACAGUCAGAGAAGAACAGAAGAGGAAAAUGGAAAGAAGCUUGUGUCAGGGGAUAUUCCGGGGCCACUCCCGGGCAGUGGACAAGAUAUGGUGAGCAUCCUCCAGCUGGUUCAGAAUCUGAUGCAUGGAGAUGAAGAUGAGGAACCCCAGAGCCCCAGAAUCCAAAAUAUUGGAGAACAAGGUCAUAUGGCUUUGUUGGGACAUAGUCUGGGAGCUUAUAUUUCAACUCUGGACAAGGAGAAGCUGAGAAAACUUACAACUAGGAUACUUUCAGAUACCACCUUAUGGCUAUGCAGAAUUUUCAGAUAUGAAAAUGGCUGUGCUUAUUUCCACGAAGAGGAAAGAGAAGGACUUGCAAAGAUAUGCAGGCUUGCCAUUCAUUCUCGAUAUGAAGACUUUGUAGUGGAUGGGUUCAAUGUGUUAUAUAACAAAAAGCCUGUCAUAUAUCUUAGUGCUGCUGCUAGACCUGGCCUGGGCCAAUACCUUUGUCAUCAGCUCGGCUUGCCCUUCCCCUGCCUAUGCCGUGUACCCUGUAACACUAUGUUUGGAUCCCAGCAUCAGAUGGAUGUUGCCUUCAUGGAGAAACUGAUUAAAGAUGAUGUAGAACGAGGAAGACUGCCCCUGUUGCUUGUUGCAAAUGCGGGAACUGCAGCAGUAGGACACACAGACAAGAUCGGGCGAUUGAAGGAACUCUGUGAGCAGUAUGGCAUAUGGCUUCACGUGGAGGGCGUGAAUCUGGCAACACUGGCUCUAGGUUAUGUCUCCUCGUCCGUGCUGGCUGCAACCAAAUGUUAUAGCAUGACGAUGACUCCAGGUCCGUGGCUGGGUUUGCCAGCUGUUCCUGCGGUGACACCGUAUAAACACGAUGACCCCGCCUUGACUUUAGUUGCUGGUCUUACAUCAAAUAAGCCCGCAGACAAACUCCGUGCCCUGCCUCUGUGGUUGUCUUUACAAUACUUGGGACUUGAUGGGAUUAUGGAGAGGAUCAAGCAUGCCUGUCAACUGAGUCAACGGUUGCAGGAAAGUUUGAAGAAAGUGAACUACAUCAAGAUCUUGGUAGAAGAUGAGCUCAGCUCCCCAGUGGUGGUAUUCAGAUUUUUCCAGGAAUUACCAGGCUCAGAUCCGGUGUUUAAAGCUGUCCCAGUGCCCAACAUGGGCAGUUGGCCGGGAGAGGCUCACCCCAGACACAUGAGCAAUAAACUUGUAUGCCCCUGAGGAUUUACAAUUUUUUUUCUUUCUUUAUUUUUUAACCCUCAAUAUCUGGAGGAAGGAGGAUUUAUGAUUGAUACAGAGCAUUGUUGUGACAUUAGACAAUUGAUACUCUGACAUACCAACACUGAAUUAACAAUUUUUGUGACUGGGCAUUUCCAGGGUUUUUCUUUUCUUUUUUUUUUCUGUAAAAAUCUGUUUCAUUUCUCAUUAUUUUUCUCAGAACAUAUAUGUAAGAAUGAAUUUACUGUGUCAAAGAGCAUACAAGAAUCUCAGUACAUAGAAAAAUCCUUUUCAGAAAGGUUGUACCUACAAUGUAAUAUAGUUUACGAGACUGUCUCUUUUAUAAUCUUAUAAUCUUGAUGUUUGGCAUGUUUUCUCUUUUAAUAUUUUCUAGGCAUUAUUCAGUGAAGCUCAGUCUAUACUAUAGUGAUCUAUUCAUUGAACUUCUAUAGCAGUUACCAUCUGUCCUACAUGGUUAGUUUUUAUAAACCUCAUGAGUUAUUACCAUUUUUAUAUGUAUGUGUUUUUGUCUCCAACUAGGCUAUGUAUUUCUUUAGGGCACCAUAAAUAUAGCACAAUGCAUAGGUCCUCAAGUAUGUAGUUAGUACAAUCUGAUUUGAGCUACAUUUUGAAAAAUGAGUGGUCUUCUUGGUUGGACAUUGAUUUGCUUUAAUUCUUUGAGAGUCCAUUCAUGAGGCAAGAAGUCAAGCAAAUUUUUAAGGCUUUGGAAGGGUGGUAAAUAUAACUUGUAAAGGGAGUUGUUUGUAUUGGUCAAGACUUCAUUUUGUUUAUAGAAGCCAAAUCUGCAUCUAAUCUUAUACAUUGUUAAAUUUUAUAUGAGUAGUGCUAAUUAGUCAACCACAGAAGUCUGAUACUGUGGUAUUAGCACAGACUGUUCAAUUUUAACACACAGUAAAUUAUUUUCUUCCUACAGGUAACUUUAUUGUAUAUAAUGUCACAUAUGCUGUUUAUAAAUAAUCAUGUGGACAGAGAACCAUAAAUGACCUAUACAGAGAAGAAAAACAAUUGGGGAAUAUUCAAGAACUAGAAAAUAUACUGGGUAGUUUUCCUGUGUUUAUAGAUUUAGACCAGAAUAAUGCUGAUGGGCAGACCACUCAACAAAGGACAAGAUAAAUCAGUGUACAUCUGGAUUCAAGAGUGUUAUAUACUAAGAGAGUGUUGUAGAAGUCUCUGUGGAAUAUUACUAGAUUCCUAAGAUGAUGAUACUGAAUAGCCUGGAAUGUCUUGUUCUUUGUCUCAAGGAGAGUCUUUAAAAAGUCCACAUUCUGAUGGUAAAGUUCCUAUUUUGGCAUUUUGCCUUUUGUGAUAGUAGAUAGACUUUGACCCUAGGUAAAUUGGUGAUGGAGCAAAAGUUUAUUUAGGAUUGUUCCGUUUACACCUAACUCUUUGCCCUCCCUAGUCAUGUUUUUCCUCUUGCUUUCUUUAUAGGAAAUGGUCUGAUACUCAUAGUCAGGGAAAAAUAGUUAUGGAUUAAAGUAUUAUUCUUGAGAGUAUAUCAUCUUUGUCAGGGAACAAAGAUGCUUAUUUGCACUUGUGUUCUUGUCCUUCCACCAUCACCACUGGAAAAACAUUUCUGGGUAGUCACUGCCUCCCCAAUAGGACUCAGGAUGGAACUUUUGAAGCAGUGUUACCCCAAACAACUCAAACCCAUAAAUACAAGAAUAAAUGAUUAUUAUUUUAAGGCACUGAGUUUUGGGGUGUUUUGGGGGUGGUUUCUUAUGCAGCAUUAUUGGCAAUAACUAACUGAUACUCUAUAUAUUUACAAUUCAUUUCACUGUGCAACUUCUGAUGGGUAAUACUUGGUCUGAUUAUAGAAUUAGGGCAACCUUCUUUCCCCAAACACCUACUACGGUUAAAGUUCAGAUGAGAGUAGAUGUACCCUUAUAGAUUCCUUUAAAGUAGCCUGACUUUUCUGCUACUGUUUUCUUGAGUGGGUACAAAAAUUACCUUUAGUGAAUCCCCAUGCAUCAUUUCUACACAGUACAGGUUUUACUGGUUUUAAUAGUACUCUGGGGCCAGGCGUGGUGACUCACGCCUCUAAUCCCAGCACUUUGGGAGGCUGAGGCGGGUGGAUCACAAGGUCAAGAGAUUGAGACCAUCCUGGUCAACAUGGUGAAACCCCGUCUCUACUAAAAAUACAAAAAAUUAGCUGGGCAUGGUGGCAUGUGCCUGUAAUCCCAGCUACUCAGGAGGCUGACGCAGGAGAAUUGCCUGAACCCAGGAGGCGGAGGUUGUGGUGAGCCAAGAUUGCGCCAUUGCACUCCAGCCUGGGUAAUAAGAGCGAAACUCCAUCUCAAAAAAAAUAAAAGUACUCUGGAAGGUGGCUUGAGGUGGAGGAGUGGUAUGGUUUGACUCUGUGUCUCCACCCAAAUCUCCACCCAAUUACAAUGUUGAAUUGUAAUUCCCAGUGUUGGGGGAGGGACAUGGUGGGAGGUGAUUGGAUCAUAGGGUGGUGGUUUUCCCUAUGCUGUUCUUGUGAUAGUAAGUGAGUUCUCAUGAGCUCUGAUGGACAUCAGUGUUUGGCACUUCCCCUCAUCCCCUCUUCUGCCACCAUGUAAAGAAGGCGCUUGCUUUCCGUUUGCCUUCUGCCACGAUUGUAAGUAUCCUGAGGCCUUCUAGUGAUGCUUCCUAUUAAGCCUGUGGAACCGUGAAUCAAUUAAACCUUUUUUCUUCAUAAAUUACCCAGUCUCAGAUAGUUCUUUAGAGCAGUGUAAAAACAGACUAAUAUACAAGGAGGGAUUGGGGAGGCUAAGAGGACAUGACUCCAAGUGUUUGCAGUCUUACUUCAGAGUGGGCAGCCUCUUACUUUAGAUAUUGGCUUGUGGUGGUGUCAGUAUCCUCGUUUUGAUCCUGUACUAUGUUAUGUGAGAUGUUACCAUUGGGGGAGACUUCCUAGUUGACCCACGAACAAUAUGGGUUUGAAUUGCGUGGGUUCACUUGUAGUUGGAUUUUUUUUCAGUAAAUAUAUUGGAAAACAUUUUGAAGAUUUGCAAUAGUUUGAAAAAACAGACAAACCAUGUAGCCUAGAAAUAUCAAAAAAUUAAGAAAAAGACAUGGCAUGAAUGCAUAAAAUGUAUGCUAGUCUAUUUUAUCAUUUACUACCAUAAAAUAUAUGCACAUGUAUUAUAGAAAGUUAACAUUUAUCAAAACUUACACACAGCAACACAUCUUAUACAUGGUGCCAUUCACCUUCCAAGAAAUGUAAACAGAUGUAAAAAUGUAGUAUUCAGUCAUAACUUCAUAAAAUUAACUGUACUGACACUGUAGUAUUAUAAUAAUUUUGGAGCCAUUUCCUGUUGCUAUUGUAGUGAGCUCAUGUUGGGAGUAUCCAGUUGAAAUGCCAUAUUACUCUAAUCAUCUCUGCAUGAGCAGCUCAUUUCUCUGGUAAAUUGCUUAUCACAGUAAAAAGUGAUUGAUCUUUGUUGGUUCUUGCAUAUUUUUCACUGUGUUCAGUGCAAUACUGUAAGCUUUAAAUAACACCAUGUGACCUCUAUGAAAUGCCACUAGUAAUGUUGAAAGUGCUCCCAAGAAGCAGAGAAAAAUCAUGACAAGAAAACAUUGAGUUGCUUGAUAUGUACUGUAGAUUGUGGUUUGCAGCUGUGUCCACCAUUUCAGAUGGUUCACCUUGUAAACAGAUGAUGUCAGCUUACAGUAUCGAUAAAUACAACACAGUACUGUAAAUGUAUUUUCUCUUGACUUUCUUAAUAUGUUCUUUAGCUUACUUUAUUGUAGGAAUACAGAUGUAUAUAUAUAACUUAUAAAAUAUGUGUUAAUUGA